AUGUCACCGCCACCGAGUCACCGGCCCCACCGCCACCGCCACCACCGCCUCCGAGCCCCUCUCCUCCACGACAUCGCAAACUGCAUUAUCGUGAAAACCCCACCUGGCUCGUCACCCGAACCGGUCUUUGCUGCGCUCGGCAAGCAGUUCCCCGCCGCACCCGGCGGUGCGAUGCCAGUUGUCAUCAAAGGACAACGCGGCCUUCGCUUCCAAAGAGGCCGACCUGCGCCAGCUUGUCGCUACGCGUCUUACCGUGGGUAA
This is a messenger RNA of Microbotryum saponariae, 261 nucleotides long. The record is from the annotation of a GenBank genome assembly. NCBI's taxonomy places the organism in Eukaryota, Fungi, Basidiomycota, Microbotryomycetes, Microbotryales, Microbotryaceae.